Molecule: messenger RNA, 6804 nt
Organism: Microsporum canis CBS 113480
Lineage: Eukaryota; Fungi; Ascomycota; Eurotiomycetes; Onygenales; Arthrodermataceae
Product: pyrABCN
Exons: 3
Coding region: 1-6804 (2267 amino acids)
Biological process (GO): L-citrulline biosynthetic process; 'de novo' pyrimidine nucleobase biosynthetic process; UTP biosynthetic process
Cellular component (GO): cytosol; cytoplasm
Molecular function (GO): ATP binding; metal ion binding; amino acid binding
Source: RefSeq, a predicted model, not a curated record
AUGCCUGCCGUUCCCUCUUCACCCGAACCAAAGGCACCCAAGAACCUGGAGAUUCCUGUCCGGGAGCCAGCUUUCCCUUCAAGCCCCUCAUCCGGCGGUAUCGUCGCAUACAACGAGCUCCAGGGCUCUCGGACAAUCCUAAACGGAGCCAUGUUUUCUCCAGCUUCUGUGCAAUUGGGCUCGAACAAUGGCAGAUCCGUCUGUCUUGAGCUUGAGGACGGCACUCUUUACAAAGGAUUCAACUUUGGAGCUGAGAGGAGCAUCGCCGGAGAGCUGGUUUUUCAGACUGGUAUGGUGGGGUACCCCGAAUCCUUGACAGAUCCCUCAUAUCGAGGCCAGAUCCUAGUCAUAACAUUUCCUCUUGUGGGAAAUUAUGGUGUGCCGUCGCGUGACAAGAUGGAUGGAUUGUUAAAGGACCUACCAAAGCACUUUGAGUCGAACCAGAUCCAUGUUGCCGGCCUAGUGGUUGCGAGCUACUGUGGCGAAGCCUACUCGCACUUCUUGGCCGAGAGCUCCCUUGGUGAAUGGCUAAAGGAGCAGAAUGUUCCAGCUAUCUACGGGGUCGACACACGGGCUUUGACCAAACGAAUCAGAGAAAAGGGCAGCAUGCUUGGACGCAUACUUCUUCAGAAGAAAACACACGCGGCUCAGAGUGAUGCUAUUGAGCAGCAACUGGAAAAUUGGAGAGAAACCUAUGAAGAGGUGGAGUGGGAGGACCCUAACAAGAGGAAUUUAGUUGAUGAUGUGUCAAUCAAGGAACCUAAGCUUUAUACUCCUCCCGGGAAGCCCCUUUUACACCCGUCAGGGCGCCCUGUUCGUAUUCUCUGCAUAGAUGUUGGCUUGAAAUACAACCAAUUGAGAUGUCUUCUCUCUCGCAAUGUCGAAGUCCUCGUCGUUCCUUGGAACUACGAUUUCCCUAGACUUGCAGGCACGGAAUAUGAUGGGCUUUUUCUUUCAAACGGUCCUGGUGACCCUGCCACUCUUACUUCCACGGUUGCCCACUUGAAGGUUGCUAUUAGGGAGAAUAAAACACCAAUUUUCGGUAUCUGUCUUGGCCACCAACUUCUCGCAAGAGCAGCUGGUGCAAGCACACUGAAGAUGAAAUUCGGAAACCGCGGACACAACAUCCCCUGCACAAGCAUGCUCUCAGGGCGCUGUUAUAUUACGUCCCAGAAUCACGGUUAUGCCGUUGAUUCCAAGACUCUUCCAGAAGGUUGGGAAGAGUUGUUUGUUAACGCCAAUGAUUCUAGCAACGAAGGUAUCAGACAUGCUAGUCGCCCGCUUUUCAGUGUGCAGUUCCACCCCGAGAGCACCCCUGGACCGCGGGACACUGAGUUUUUGUUCGAUGUCUUUAUCAACACAGUGAGGGAGUGCCUUGGAUCUAAGGAUGCUCUAAACAAACCUGUCAGUUUCCCAGGCGGAACCAUUGAAGAGAAUAUCGCUGCCCACCCUCGAGUUCAUGUCAAGAAGGUAUUAAUAUUGGGCAGCGGUGGUCUCAGUAUUGGGCAGGCUGGAGAGUUCGACUACUCAGGUAGCCAAGCUAUCAAAGCGCUGAACGAAGAGGGGAUAUACACCGUUCUUAUCAACCCUAAUAUUGCCACCAUUCAAACAUCGAAGGGCCUCGCAGAUAAGGUAUAUUUCCUUCCCGUUAAUGCUGACUUUGUCCGCAAGGUCAUCAAGCGCGAACGGCCUGAUGCGAUAUAUGUCACCUUUGGUGGACAAACUGCCCUUCAAGUUGGUAUCCAGCUAAAGGAUGAAUUUGAGGAGCUCGGUGUUCAGGUCCUUGGUACACCAAUCGACACCAUUAUCACAACCGAAGACCGCGAACUUUUUGCUCGCAGCAUGGAAGCCAUUGGCGAGAAGUGUGCCAAAUCUGCCUCUGCUUCUAACCUAGAAGAAGCAAUGGAGGCUGUUAAAAACAUUGGAUUCCCAGUAAUUGUCCGCGCCGCUUAUGCUCUAGGUGGAUUGGGAAGUGGUUUUGCCGAAAGUAACGAACAACUCCGCAACCUUUGCACCAAAGCAUUCGCAGCCAGCCCUCAAGUCCUUAUAGAAAGGAGUAUGAAAGGCUGGAAAGAAAUUGAAUACGAGGUUGUUCGAGAUGCCCGCGAUAACUGCAUCACCGUCUGCAAUAUGGAGAACUUCGACCCGUUAGGAAUUCAUACCGGUGAUUCUAUCGUUGUUGCGCCUUCCCAGACCCUAUCUGACGAGGACUACAACAUGCUUCGCACUACUGCUGUCAACGUUAUUCGUCACCUCGGCGUAGUCGGUGAAUGUAACAUCCAGUAUGCCCUCAACCCUUUCUCGAGAGAAUAUUGUAUUAUCGAAGUCAAUGCUCGAUUGUCACGAUCUUCUGCCUUGGCAUCAAAGGCUACAGGAUACCCCCUAGCGUUCAUUGCGGCAAAACUUGGCCUUGGAAUUCCCCUAAACGAAAUAUCCAACUCUGUCACCAAGGUUACUUGUGCCUGCUUUGAACCUUCUUUGGAUUACGUUGUCGUUAAAAUUCCUCGCUGGGACCUAAAAAAAUUCACUCGUGUAUCGACGCAACUUGGUUCCUCGAUGAAGAGUGUAGGAGAAGUUAUGAGUAUUGGAAGGACAUUCGAAGAAGCCAUUCAAAAGGCCAUUCGAGCCAUUGAUUUCCACAAUCUAGGAUUCAACGAAACGAGUGCAUUGAUGUCCAUUAAGAAUGAACUCCAGACUCCAUCUGAUCAGCGGCUCUUUGCUAUCGCAAAUGCCAUGCACUCCGGCUAUACCGUUGAUGAAAUAUGGGAAUUGACCAAGAUUGAUAAGUGGUUCUUACGGAAACUUGAGGGCUUGAGUCAGUUCGGCAAACAAAUGAGCAACUAUACUGCUACGACCGUUCCGGUUCCACUCAUCAUGCAAGCCAAACAGCUUGGAUUCUCUGAUCGCCAAUUGGCAAGAUUUUUAAGCUCCAAUGAACUAGCGGUCCGCCGUAUUCGUGUUGAAGCAGGAAUUGUUCCUUUUGUUAAGCAAAUCGACACAGUAGCAGCUGAGUUCCCCGCAUUUACCAACUACCUGUACCUCACGUACAACGGAUCUGAGAACGAUGUGACAUUUGACGAUCAAGGUAUUAUGGUCCUUGGCUCGGGCGUUUACAGAAUUGGAUCUUCUGUAGAAUUCGAUUGGUGCUCAGUUAGAACGAUUCGUACUCUUCGGGAGCAAGGAUACAAGACAGUAAUGGUUAACUAUAAUCCAGAGACCGUCAGUACCGAUUAUGAUGAGGCCGAUCGACUUUAUUUUGAAAACAUCACCCUGGAGACAGUUCUUGACAUCUACCAGCUGGAGUCAUCCAGUGGAGUGGCAAUUUCCAUGGGUGGACAAACACCGAAUAACAUCGCUUUGCCUCUCCAUCGCCUCAAUGUUAAAAUUCUUGGAACUUCUCCUGAGAUGAUAGAUACGGCUGAAAAUCGCUACAAAUUCUCCCGUAUGCUCGACAGGAUAGGGGUUGAUCAGCCCGCCUGGAAAGAGCUUACUAGCAUUGAAGAAGCUACGGCAUUUUGUGACAAGGUUGGCUAUCCUGUUCUUGUUCGACCUUCCUACGUCCUCUCAGGAGCAGCCAUGAACACUGUCUAUUCGCAAGACGAUUUAGCCAAUUAUCUAGACCAAGCGGCCGAGGUUUCCCGGGAACAUCCUGUUGUUAUAACGAAAUAUAUCGAAAAUGCUAAGGAAAUCGAAAUGGAUGCCGUUGCCAAAAAUGGUGUUAUGUGUGGCCAUUUUAUCUCUGAACACGUUGAAAAUGCUGGCGUCCACUCCGGCGAUGCUACAUUAAUUGUUCCACCUCAGGACCUUGACCCCGAGACCGUAAGGAGAAUUGAGGAAGCAACCAGCAAAAUUGGAAAUGCCUUGAACGUUACUGGGCCUUUUAAUAUCCAGUUCAUUGCUAAAGAUAAUGAGAUCAAGGUCAUUGAAUGUAACGUCAGAGCGUCACGAUCUUUCCCGUUUGUUUCAAAGGUUAUGGGCGUCGAUUUAAUUGAGAUGGCUACCAAAGCUAUGAUCGGAAAGCCAUUUGAGGCAUACCCACCAGUGGCGAUUCCUCAACGCUAUGUCGGCAUUAAAGUGCCCCAAUUCUCGUUCUCCCGGCUUUCAGGUGCUGACCCAGUACUUGGUGUUGAGAUGGCUUCCACCGGUGAGGUUGCCUGUUUCGGCCGUGACCGUUACGAGGCCUACCUGAAGGCCCUUAUAUCUACUGGAUUUAAGCUGCCCGAGAAGAACAUCCUUGUUUCAAUGGGAUCCUUCAAAGAUAAGGUGGAGAUGUUGCCAUCUAUCACUAAACUCCAUAAAAUGGGCUUCAACCUUUUUGCAACGGCUGGUACAGCUGACUUCUUACGCGAGCAUGGCAUACCAGUUAAAUAUUUGGAGUUACUGGCAGGAGAUGGCGAAGAUCUGAAAUCAGAAUACUCUCUCACACAACAUCUAGCCAACAACCUCAUCGACCUUUACAUCAACCUUCCUUCGAGCAAUAAGUUUAGAAGACCAGCGAACUAUAUGAGUAAGGGUUAUCGUACCCGACGAAUGGCUGUUGACUACCAAACUCCGCUUGUGACGAACGUCAAGAAUGCAAAGAUUUUGAUCGAAGCCAUGUCCCGACGCUAUGAUAUGAGUGUACAGCCGAUCGAUUUCCAGACGAGUCAUCGGACCAUAUCGUUGCCUGGACUUAUUAACAUUGCUGCCUUUGUCCCAGGUAUUGCGGAGAAAGACUCCACUGACUUCCAGGCGGUUACCAAGGCAUCCAUUGCUGCUGGUUUUUCCAUGAUCCGCGUCAUGCCUGUAGGAAUAAAUAGCUUUGUCACCGACGCUCAAGCUCUGAAAUUAGCCCAGCUCAACUCUCAAAAGGGCUCCUACUGUGAUUAUAACUUUUCGGUGACUGCAACCGCCACGAAUGCAGAUCAAGUAGACCUGAUAACUAGCGAGGUUGGCUCCCUGUUCAUUCCAUUCAAUCACCUGGCCGGAAACAUCAACAAAGUUGCAACAGUCACAACUCAUUUCGCCUCGUGGCCAUCCAACAAGCCAAUCAUGACCGAUGCGAAGGGUACAGACCUUGCUUCGAUCCUUCUCCUGGCUAGCCUCCACAAUCGUAAUGUGCAUGUCAUGAGUGUUACAUCUCAAGAGGACAUCAAGCUUAUCGCCCUUAGCAAAGAAAAAGGGCUCAGAGUGACUUGUGAUGUUUCCAUCUAUUCCUUGUUUGUGUCACAAGAAACAUUCCCACAGAGUUGCCAUCUGCCAACCAAGAAGGCCCAAGAAUCACUCUGGGAACACCUUAGUACAAUCGAUGUGUUUAGUGUUGGAAGUCUUCCAUAUGAAACUGCUGGAAAAGAGGCAUCCCCUACGGUUGGAUUAGCAGAUGCGCUUCCCAUCCUUUUAACUGCAGUAGCAGAAGGGCGUUUAACCAUUGAUGACAUUAUUAAGAGGCUGUAUGAGAAUCCAAAGAGGAUCUUCGAAUUGCACGACCAGCCCGAAACCUUUGUGGAAAUUGAAGUUGAUCGCCCGUAUAUUUUCGGGAGCAACGGUAUCUGGUCGCCAUUCGCUGGUAAGACAUUGCGUGGCUCAAUCCAACGUGUUAAUUUCCAAGGAAAGACCGCAUGCCUUGACAAUGAAAUACUCUCAGAUGCGCCCAAAGGUACGGAUAUGUCAUCUCAUACACUAGCGCCACCCCAAUCGCCUUCUGGCAAGGAGCUCUCCCCACGAUCUCCAAUGGCAGUAGGUUCGAUUGGUCGGCGUUUGUCUUUCACAACUACUCCCCAAGCUCGCCCAUCACCGUUAAAACAGGCGGACUCUCUUGCCACGGCCGAUGAACUUGGGCCGCCGCUAUAUGCUACUCCAUCCACAGGGAGAACCCCUUCACUUCAAGAGCUGCUCUCCCGCUCUACAUUUAGGCAUAAACAUAUCCUUUCAGUCAAUCAGUUCAAUAGAACCGAUCUACACUUGCUAUUUACGGUAGCUCAAGAAAUGCGGCUUGGAGUUCAGCGUCAAGGAGUUCUUGACAUUCUCAAGGGUCGCGUUCUAUGUACUUUGUUCUACGAGCCCUCAACCCGCACUUCAGCCUCAUUUGAUACGGCAAUGCAAAGACUAGGUGGUAGGACUGUGCCAAUUGCCACUCAGCACUCCUCCGCUCAAAAGGGUGAAACCUUGCAAGAUACCAUUCGCACCCUUGCUUGUUAUUCUGAUGCCGUUGUCCUCCGUCAUCCCGAAGAGAGUAGUGCGCCCACAGCAGCCAAGUUCUCCCCAGUUCCCAUUAUAAAUGGAGGAAACGGAAGCCAAGAGCACCCUACCCAGGCAUUCCUUGAUCUUUUCACCAUUCGCGAAGAAUUGGGUACCGUCAGUGGAAUUACUGUUACGUUCACGGGUGACCUAAGGCACGGAAGAACCGUGCAUUCUCUCAUCAAGCUACUCCAGUUCUACCAAGUUCGUGUACAACUUGUUUCACCCAAGCCUUUGUCACUGCCAGAUGAUAUUCGCCAGCAGGUUGUUAGGUCUGGCCAGCUCAUCGUUGAAACCAACGAGCUGACUCCGGAAAUUGUUGCUCGCUCUGAUGUCUUGUACUGUACUCGUGUCCAGAAGGAACGUUUUGCGGAUCAAGAAGAGUAUGAGAGGCUCAAGAAUAGCUUUGUCAUUGACAAUGCUAUCAUGAAGCACGCUAAGAGCCAGAUGGUUGUCAUGCAUCCACUCCCAAGGAACGCAGAAAUUGACGAAGAGGUGGACUUUGAUCAGCGUGCUGCUUACUUUAGACAGAUGAGAUAUGGACUCUACUGCCGCAUGGCGUUGUUGGCUUUAGUUAUGGCGCCUUAG